Molecule: messenger RNA, 675 nt
Organism: Priceomyces carsonii
Lineage: Eukaryota; Fungi; Ascomycota; Pichiomycetes; Serinales; Debaryomycetaceae
Product: copper transporter family protein
Exons: 1
Coding region: 1-675 (224 amino acids)
Biological process (GO): copper ion transmembrane transport
Cellular component (GO): plasma membrane
Molecular function (GO): copper ion transmembrane transporter activity
Source: RefSeq, a predicted model, not a curated record
AUGAUGGGUGAUAUGCCUAGCUCAGAAGAAAAUGCCACCGAUAGAACCAACUCUAUGCGGCUGACUUUCACCAAUGACUUUGAAAACGUCCCGGUAUUGUUCAACGGGUUUUUUGCUAGAACAAAAAGUCAGGCUUUCGGCAUUUUUUGUCUAAUAUUUUUCACAGCAUUUUUAUUCAGAACCUUCAUAUUUAUUUAUAUCUACGUCGAAGAAGGUGCUUGGAAAAUUGCAACAAAGCUUCAAAACCCUAAACCCAAGGAGACAGUUCAAUUUGGAUUCGAUGACGAAAAAGACCCAGAAGUGCUUUGCCCUAACUUUGCGGGACCAAUAUACUACAAACGAUCCGAUGAUGCUUUAUCGCUAUCCUCCUCUUCGCCUAAUAGUCACAUUCUCAAUAAUAAGCAAAAGGUACUUUGGUUACUGCUUUUUUAUACUAGUUGGAAAGAGUUUGAGAGAGACUUUCUAAGAAUCAUAUUGUCAUUCAUAAUUGCAACACUAGCAUAUUCUUUGAUGUUAGUAGUGAUGACAUAUGUGACAUGUUACUUUUUUGCUACUGUUUUAGGCUUGACAUGCGGUGAGGUUUGGUUAAAAAGAUUGGGUAGGUUAUUAUACUCCAAUGGACACAUGACAGCUAAUAGUGAGGAACUUUUAUCAGAACCAAAAGUAUUAUGUUAA